GGACAAUUCUGGAGCACUCUAUUGGUAUUUUUAUGGAACACGAAUGUACAAAGAGGACCCGGUACAAGCAAAAUCCAAUGGAGAACUCUCUUUGAGCAGGGAAAGUGAAGGACAAAAAAAUGUCUCAAGUGUUCCUGGAAAAACAGGAAAAAGGAGAGGAAGACCCCCAAAACGGAGGAAACUACAGGAGAUCAUGGUGAGUGAAAAGCAGGAAGAAAACUCCUUGGCAUCUGAGCCACAGACAAGAAAUGGAUCUCAAGGGCCAGGCCAAGGCACUUGGUGGCUCCUCUGCCAAACAGAAGAAGAAUGGAGGCAGGUCACCGAGAGUUUCCGAGAGAGGACCUCCCUUCGAGAACGGCAGCUCUACAAGCUGCUCAGUGAGGACUUCCUGCCUGAGAUCUGCAACAUGAUUGCCCAGAAGGGAAAACAUCCACAGCACACAGGGGCACAGUUGCAACCUAGGUGGAUGUCUGACCACCUGUCCCUCAAACCUGUCAGGCAAGAGGAGACUCCUAUGCUUACCAGAGUUGAAAAACAGAAGCGCAAGGAGGAGGAGGAAGAACGUCAGAUUCUUCUAGCAGUGCAGAAGAAGGAGCAGGAGCAGAUGCUGAAGGAGGAGAGGAAACGGGAGCUGGAAGAAAAGGUCAAGGCAGUGGAAGAUCGAGCUAAGAGGAGAAAGCUCAGGGAAGAGAGGGCGUGGCUGCUGGCUCAAGGGAAGGAGCUCCCCCCAGAACUUUCCCACCUGGACCCCAAUUCUCCCAUGAGAGAAGAAAAAAAAUCUAAGGACCUCUUUGAGUUGGACGAUGAUUUCACUGCCAUGUAUAAAGUUCUAGAUGUGGUAAAGGCUCACAAGGAUUCCUGGCCCUUUUUGGAACCUGUGGAUGAAUCUUAUGCCCCUAACUAUUAUCAGAUUAUUAAGGUCCCCAUGGAUAUUUCAAGCAUGGAGAAGAAACUGAAUGGAGGUUUAUACUGUACCAAGGAGGAAUUUGUAAAUGACAUGAAGACUAUGUUUAGGAAUUGUCGAAAAUAUAAUGGGGAAAGUAGCGAGUAUACCAAGAUGUCUGAUAACUUAGAGAGGUGUUUCCAUCGGGCCAUGAUGAAACAUUUUCCUGGUGAAGAUGGAGACACAGAUGAAGAAUUUUGGAUCAGAGAGGAUGAAAAACGGGAGAAGAGACGGAGUCGGGCCGGGCGAAGUGGCGGAAGUCACGUUUGGACCCGCUCCAGGGACUCCGAAGGGCCCAGCAGGAAACAGCAGCCCGUGGAGAACGGAGGGAAGUCGCUGCCCCCUGCAUGCCGAGCGUCCUCUUCCGGGGAUGACCAGGGCAGCCAUUCUGCACAGCCCCUCUGGGAGGGGGGCACUUCGAAUGGCAGAGGCUUCUCCCGUCCCCUGCACUGUGGCGGGAUGCCCAGCCAGGUACUCCUUUUAAACCAGAUGGGAAAGACAGUACCUGGAACAUUUGGCCCUCUUCGAGGAUCGGAUCCUGCCAGCUACUAUGGCUCCUCUCGAGUCCCAGAGCCACACCCUGGAGAGCCUGCACAGCAUCAGCCUUUUGCCAUGCAGCCCCCAGUUGGAAUUAACCACCACCGAGGCCCCAGACUAGGCCCACCUGAAGAGAAGCAGACACGUGGGGGGCUGCCGCACCUUCCCAGCAUGGGGUCACAUCCCGGAUCCUUGCCGCUGCGGCAGAUGAGUGGCCCCAGUCAGGAUGGAAACAUGUAUCCACCAGCUCAAUUCCAGCCAGGAUUUAUUCCUCCCAGGCAUAGUGGGGCUCCAGCCCGACCCUCAGACUUUCCCGACAGCUCAGAAAUUCCUCCUAGCCACAUGUAUCAAUCCUACAAGUACCUGAAUCGAGUACACUCUGCUGUCUGGAAUGGGAACCACAGUGCAACAAACACAGGACCCUUGGUGUCAGAUGAGAAGCCCCACCUAGGGCUAGGACCCUCUCACCAGCCUCAUGCUCUUGGUCACAUGAUGGGUUCCCGUGUAAUGAGACCACCUAUCCCCCCAAACCAGUGGACUGAGCAGUCAAGCUUUCUACCUCAUGGAGUUCCCUCUCCAGGGUACAUGCGAGCGCCCUGUAAGUCUGCUGGACAUCGGUUACAGCCACCUCCAGCCCCAGCGCCAAGCUCUCUGUUUGGAGUGCCCUCCCAGGCUCUGCGGGGCGUGCCAGGAGGGGACUCCAUGAUGGACAGCCCCGAGAUGAUCGCCAUGCAGCAGCUGUCCUCCCGCGUGUGCCGACCAGGUGUGCCUUACCAUCCCCGCCAGCCCGCCUCCCCGUGUUUCCCUGGCCCUUUCCCACAGAUAGCAUCGGUAAGCGUGUUAGUCCCCAAGCCUGCCCCGGGCAACCCCGGGAGAACACAGGAUAACAGCAUAACUCAAGAGCCUGAGAAUGACCGAGCAGAGCCUUUGCCUGGGCUUGACGAGAACCCAGCAAGUGUUGGUGCUUCAGAGGGGGCAUACCUCAAACAACUACCUCACCCUACGCCUCCCCUGCAGGACGACUGCUCCAGGCAGAGCUCACCAAGAGAAAGGGAAACAGAGGGCCCGGAGCGCAAAAGCAACUCCACAGAAUCUGCAGACAACUGUAAAGCAACAAAGGGCAAAAAUACCUGGUCCUCAGAUAGCAGCUACACCAGCCCAGCUACCCAGGGGGGGUGUAUGAGAAACCUCUCUGCUGUGGCAGACAGGGGGCCUCUGUCCGAAAAUGGAGUCAUUGGUGAAGCAUCUCCUUGUGGAUCAGAGGGAAAAGGCUUUGGUGGCAGUGGUUCUGAAAAGCCACUCUGCCCCAGAGGCAAAGCAUUGCAGGAAGCCAUGCUGUGUACAGGACAGAAUGCAACUACAUCUCCCAGCACAGACCCCAGUUUGAUGGGAGGCACUGUAAGCCACUUUUCUCCCUUGUACAUGCCUGGCCUGGAAUACCCAAAUUCAGCUACGCAUUACCACAUCAGUCCAGGCCUGCAAGGUUUGGGCCCUGUGAUGGGGGGGAGGUCCUCAGCAUCACAUCCUCAGCAUUUCCCCCCAAGAGGCUUUCCAUCCAGCAGUCCUCAUUCUGGAGUCUUUCCCCGGUGUCGCCCUCAGCAAGGGAUGAGGUAUUCCUACCAGCCCUCACCUCCGCCUUCCUACCAUCACUACCAGCGACCUCCUUACUAUACGUGUCCACAGGGCUUUCCCGAAUGGCAGAGACCCCUCCAUCCCCAGGGAAGCCCAAGCGAGCCCCCAUCUAGUCAGCCCCCCCCACCAAGGUCCCUCUUCUCAGAUAAGAAUGCCAUGGCUAAUCUACAGGGCUGUGAGACACUGAAUGCUGCCUUAAUGUCCCCAGCCCAAAUGGAUGCAGUGGCCACUAAAGUCCCAGCUGAUGGGCAGAAUCCCGGUCCAGAGGAGGAGAAGCUGGAUGAGUCUAUGGAGAGACCAGAGAGUCCCAAAGAAUUUUUAGACCUGGACAACCAUAAUGCAGCCACCAAGCGACAGAGUUCAUUGUCGACCAGCGAAUACCUUUAUGGAAGUCCUCCUCCACCUCUGAGUUCAGGGAUGGGUUUUGGAUCAUCUGCCUUCCCACCCCAUGGUGUGGUGCUACACGCGGGGCCUCCUUACACCCCUCAGCAGCCAGCCGGCCACUUCCAGCCCAGGGCUUACUCAUCCCCUGGGGCCGUGCCCCCACCUCUCCAUCCAGUGGCUGCCCAACCCAAUGGCCUCUCUCAGGAGGGCCCCAUCUAUCGCUGCCAGGAAGAGGGCCUGGGUCACUUUCAGGCUGUCAUGAUGGAACAAAUUGGCACUGGAAGUGGAUUAAGGGGGCCUUUCCAGGAAACAUAUAGACCGUCAGGAAUGCAAAUGCAUCCAGUCCCGGUGCAGUCCUUGUUCCCAAAGACGCCGGCACCAGCAUCACCGCAGGGAGAGCUGCCACCACGUAAGCCCCCAGCACUUCCUCUGGAUCAGAGCUAGUCCAAGGAAGAAAUAACUCCCAAGGAAAUGGAAAGCUGCACAUGAAGACUGGAACAUGGAGAA
This is a messenger RNA of Galeopterus variegatus (Sunda flying lemur), 4003 nucleotides long. It is a transcript of the gene CECR2, whose product is annotated as cat eye syndrome chromosome region, candidate 2. Bases 44 to 3940 code for a protein of 1298 amino acids. The transcript has 16 exons. Gene Ontology annotation, biological process: chromatin remodeling. NCBI's taxonomy places the organism in Eukaryota, Metazoa, Chordata, Mammalia, Dermoptera, Cynocephalidae. Gene Ontology annotation, molecular function: protein binding. The record is from RefSeq and is a predicted model, not a curated record. Gene Ontology annotation, cellular component: CERF complex.